Messenger RNA from Peromyscus eremicus (cactus mouse), 2770 nucleotides. It is a transcript of the gene Znf383, whose product is annotated as zinc finger protein 383. Gene Ontology annotation, molecular function: RNA polymerase II cis-regulatory region sequence-specific DNA binding; DNA-binding transcription factor activity, RNA polymerase II-specific. The transcript has 5 exons. Lineage: Eukaryota; Metazoa; Chordata; Mammalia; Rodentia; Cricetidae. Bases 194 to 1723 code for a protein of 509 amino acids. Gene Ontology annotation, biological process: regulation of transcription by RNA polymerase II; central nervous system development. Gene Ontology annotation, cellular component: nucleus. The record is from RefSeq and is a predicted model, not a curated record.
ACAGAAAACAGUGAUUUCCUGAUGUUGCUCCGUAUCAUGGAUAGGGCUUGUUUCCACGAUGUCAGCCCUGCGUGUUGUGAGAGUUUCUGUCCGAGCUUGUACUUGUUGUGUCUAGGAAAGUCGCUCACGCAAUUUCAAGUGCGGAGCGAGCCCCUCGGCCUGCCUCGAGCAGUGCCCUGGCGGGAGUCCGAGAAUGGACUCCAUUUUCCUCGCCAGGUCCCAUCACGGACUACAUUUCCCAGAAACGUCCGCGAACUCAAGGCAGCCCCUUCUUUUGCCUGCGGGACCCUCGUUGUCCGGGGAAGGAAAAGUGCGCGCUCAGCCCCUCCAGAGGUACCCAGUGGAGAAAAGAGGAAUGGCUGUGGACCAAGCCAAACAUAAGAAAUCGAUGGUGUUCAGUGACGUGUCUCUGGACUUCUCUCAGGAGGAGUGGGAGUGCCUAGGCCCUGCUCAGAAGGACUUGUACAGAGAUGUGAUGUUGGAGAACUACAGUAACCUGCUUUCAGUGGGACUUCACAUUCCCAAGCCUCAGGUGAUCUCUUUAUUGGAACAAGGCAAAGAGCCCUGGAUGAUUGGCAAAGAGCUUACAAGAGGCCUGUGCUCAGCCCUGGAGUCAAUGUGUGAAAGCAAGUUAUUAUCUCUAAAGAAGGAAGUUUAUGAAAUAGAAUCAUGCCAGAGGGAGUUAAUGGGACUUAAAAAGCAUGGCCUUGAGUACUCCAGUUUUAGAGAUGUUCUGGAAUGUGGAAGCCAAUUUACAAGACAAUUGGGAUAUCAAAAUGGUCAUUUAAGUGAAGAAAUACUCAGUCCUGAAUACAUGCCCACAUUUGUUCAACAGACUUUCUUUACCCUACAUCAAAUUAUUAAUAAUGAUGAGAAACCCUAUGAAUGUAAGAAAUGUAGAAAAGUCUUUACUCAGAACUCACAAUUUAUUCAACAUCAAAGAAUUCAUAUUGGAGAAAAGUCUUAUGAAUGUAAGGAGUGUGGGAAAUUCUUCAGUUGUGGUUCACAUGUUACACGACAUCUGAAAAUUCAUACUGGGGAAAAACCCUUUGAAUGUAAAGACUGUGGGAAGGCCUUUAGUUGUAGCUCAUACCUUUCUCAGCAUCAGAGAAUACACACUGGUAAGAAACCUUAUGAAUGUAAGGAAUGUGGAAAAGCCUUUAGCUAUUGUUCAAAUCUUAUUGAUCAUCAGCGAAUUCACACUGGUGAAAAACCCUAUGCGUGCAAAGUGUGUGGGAAAGCUUUUACGAAGAGCUCACAACUUUUUCAACACGUGCGAGUUCAUACAGGUGAGAAACCUUAUGAAUGUAAGGAAUGUGGCAAAGCCUUUACUCAAAGCUCAAAACUUGUUCAGCAUCAGAGAACCCACACUGGUGAAAAACCCUAUGAGUGCAAGGAAUGUGGGAAGGCCUUUAGUAGUGGUUCAGCACUUACAAAUCAUCAGAGAAUCCACACUGGGGAGAAACCUUAUGAGUGCAAGGAAUGUGGGAAAUCCUUUACUCAGAGCUCACAACUUCGGCAACAUCAAAGAAUUCAUGCUGGUGAGAAACCAUUUGAAUGUCUUGAAUGUGGAAAGGCCUUUACUCAGAACUCACAGCUUUUUCAACAUCAGAGAGUCCACUCAGAUGAAAAACCAUAUGAAUGUAAUAAAUGUGGAAAGGCCUUUAAUAAAUGCUCAAACCUUACCCGACAUCUGAGAAUUCAUAGUGAUGACAAGCCUUAAGAAAUGUGGGAAGACAGUAAUGAUUCAGACCUUAUUCACCAUCAGGGAAUUCAUGCUCAUGAGUAAUAAAAAUUCAUAUUUGAGAGUUACUUUCUUUGACAUGGCCUGAUUAGGUAUUUAUAUUUUCAAUCCAAAUGAUUUUAACUGUAGAUUAUGAAUUCUAAGUCUACAUUUACUCUCUUCCCGCACACCAAUGCUAGUUGCUUAAUAGUUCUGUAUUUCUCCAUUGCUUGGCGAUUUGUUAUACUGUUGUUCAUAUUUUUGUAUUUUUUAGGACUGUCUUUUGUUUUCUAAACUGUUUUUUUGUGUCUGUGCUAAUAUCACAGUGUUUUAAUUGUGUAACCUUUAAUGACUUUAAGUUCCUUGCAGAAUUCCAAUGUUGUAUUUAAGGCAGUGUCAGUCUUUUUGCUAUGUUUCAUGAGCUUAUUUUUCUUUUUUAUUGUAAGUGAAAAAAAUGAGAAAACUAGAUAAUCCAAAGCUCAAACAUCAAAAUGAACUGCUAUAUUGAUUGUAGAUGACGAUUAUCAAAUUGGUAGAACUAAUUCUGCUGGACUUUGCUUUCUAAAGACAUGUAGUCAUGGUAUUGUGUUCUGCUUUUAUCAUGCUAAAAAAUCAUAAUGAUGGCUUUUCCAGCAAUACAAAGUUUAAUGACUUAAUAUCUUUUUUAAAUGACUAUUACUCAUGUUAUGGUUGCUUCUAAAUUUUUGCAUUUAUAAAAGUUGUCUCCAUUAAUAUGACCCCAAACUAAUAUUUAGAUGUUUGAUAUUUUGUUCCUUUUAGAACCAAAAACAUUUCUUUUAAUGCUGAAUUCUCCUUGUAUGCUAUUUUGUUCCUUUUCAUUAACCCUAAUCCUAAUGUCAUGCCCGAAAGGUAAUUACAGUUAGCAAAGUGUUAUUUUUCCAGAUUUUUCUUAUAUAUGUUAUUAGUAGUUGUUCCUUAUUUUAUAUAUGCAGUCAUGUGUAUGCAUUGGUUUGCUGUGAGAAUCCAAUGAAUCCAUCUAUUCCUAGAAUACAGUAUAGGUUUAAUAAAAGGUUUUUCUUGUCAUUA